Messenger RNA from Impatiens glandulifera, 1863 nucleotides. RefSeq names its product serine/threonine-protein kinase PBS1-like. The transcript has 5 exons. Gene Ontology annotation, molecular function: ATP binding; protein kinase activity. The record is from RefSeq and is a predicted model, not a curated record. The coding region runs from base 325 to 1680 and encodes 451 amino acids. Lineage: Eukaryota; Viridiplantae; Streptophyta; Magnoliopsida; Ericales; Balsaminaceae. Gene Ontology annotation, biological process: protein phosphorylation.
AAAAUGUGAAAAAGGGUGUCUUGAAUACGAGUUUAUUUUGUCUAAGGAGGCUGGCUCAUCAGACAGACAGCCAGCCGUUUACAGUUCUUGUUCGAAAAGCGUAAACAUCUUAACUACAAAAUUAUCCAUUUCCAUCUCCCACCAUUUCUGAUUGGAUACAGGAACGAUCCUUGUUUGUUGAAUUAAUCAUCUCCCUUGAGAUUUUGAUCAUCCCUUCCUUAUACGUCUUGGCACCAGAACAUGGUGAUUUGAUCUAAUCUGUGUUCAAUCGGAUUUCGGGAGGGUUCAGAUUAAGAAUUGAUAUCUGGGAAAUCUUUUUCAUUCAUGGGUUGUUUUCCUUGUUUCGACUCGAAGGAGGAGGUAAUGCUCAAUACACAUAGUAAACUGAGGAAUGAUCGGGAGGAUAUCCAUUCGACGGUUCCUUCCAACGUUUCAAGAUUAUCCUCAGGAGCAGAUAGAAUGAAGGCAAGAAACAGUACGGAACCAAAGAGGGAAUCAUCGGUUUCGAACAUAGGUCUGGAGGGAGUGAAUAUUGCUGCGCAUAUAUUCACCUUGCGCGAGCUUUCGGCUGCAACAAAGCAUUUCAGGCCAGAGUGUUUCAUAGGUGAAGGUGGAUUUGGAAGUGUGUAUAAAGGGUUGCUUGAAAGCACAGGGCAGGUUAUUGCUGUUAAACAAUUGGAUAGAAAUGGGCUUCAGGGUAACAGAGAAUUUCUUGUGGAAGUUCUAAUGCUCAGUCUUCUUCAUCAUCCUAAUCUUGUAAGUUUGAUUGGGUAUUGUGCUGAUGGAGAUCAACGGCUCUUAGUUUAUGAAUACAUGGCAUUAGGAUCUUUGGAAGAUCACCUUCUUGAUCUUGGUCCUGAAGAUGAAGCCUUGGAUUGGAAUACUAGAAUGAAGAUAGCUGUAGGUGCAGCCAGAGGUUUGGAAUAUCUCCAUGAUAAGGCAAACCCACCAGUCAUUUAUAGAGACUUUAAGUCGUCUAACAUAUUAUUAGCAGAAGGUUUCCAUCCAAAACUUUCAGACUUCGGGCUCGCAAAGCUUGGACCCACGGGUGACAAAUCACAUGUCUCCACCAGGGUCAUGGGUACCUACGGCUAUUGUGCACCUGAGUAUGCCAUGACCGGACAGCUGACUGUCAAGUCUGACGUUUACAGUUUUGGGGUAGUUUUCUUGGAGCUCAUUACGGGAAGAAAGGCCAUUGACAGCUCCAGACCUAAUGGAGAACAGAAUCUUGUGGCAUGGGCCCGUCCCUUAUUCAACGACCGUCGUAAUAUUGCGAAACUAUCAGAUCCUCGGCUGGAAGGGCGUUUUCCGACGAGGGGUCUUUACCAAGCAUUAGCAGUGGCUUCUAUGUGCAUACAGGAGCAGGCAGCUGCCCGUCCUCUGAUAGGGGAUGUGGUAACCGCCCUCUCGUAUUUGUCUAACCAAGUUUAUGACCCGAUCAAUAGACUUAAAGAGGAAAGAGGGGGUAGAAUAUCGAAGAAUGACGAUAAUGAGGUGUCAACGGGAAGAAAGUGGGAUAGUACUGAAGGGGGGUCGGAGAGAGAUGAUUCUCCUCGUGAUACUGAAAAGACGCUUAACAGAGAAAGAGCUGUUGCCGAAGCCAAGAUGUGGGGAGAGAAUUGGCGUGAUAAAACACGCCAAACUGGUGGUCAGGGAAGUGUGGAUAUCAAUAAUGGCUAACUUGUUUUUGUGUUUACUAAUUAAUUGUUUGUUUGUGGGGAGAGACAGAUCAUACAUACUUUAGGUUCUGUCUCUCUCAAUACUUCUCUUUUCCAUUUGAUCAAACAAUACACAACAAGAAGAACACAGAUGUUCAAUUCAUGACUGUAUAAAUUAAAAGGCUGCUCUGCAUGCAAAUUUUGA